GGGCAGCAGUGCUACUAAAGCGCCAUGCUCCUAUUAUGGGCAGCGACGUUCGUGACACAGGAUUUCACAGUAAACACAGAUUGUUUGCCACACUGGGAGUGAAGUUGCUAACGACUACGUGAGCUGUAAGGUAAGAAAAGGCUCUGGUUUGUUUCUUACUCUAUUUAGGGUUCAAAAAAAUCCCGCUCUGUCAUAUUUACGCAGACUUAUUUAGUAUAAAUGACCCGGAACUGGCUUUGUAGACACUGUGAGCCUAGUCAGACUGGGGCAGAGAUGGUCAUAAAAGCUUUUAAAAUGACUAUAAAUAUCAAUGUGCUGGCGAAACGGAUCCAGCAAACCGCGUAUUUAUGUGGGUGUUUUAUAUAGUAGGUAAAAGGUCUUUACGAACAAGCGUAGACAUUGAUGUCAGCACACAAUAAGAGACUCUAGAUCCUCUCUAUUAUCAGUCUACAGUUGACUAUUGGCCUUCUUUGGACUAUAGAGUGACAUAUUUUCCUCUUAUUUAGUCCCACCUGUCCGUGUCUGUAUCUGCAGGGCUUUGAAACCAAACUAACAGACACAUUGAGUCCAAACAGCAGACCUCUGAGUUUAAAUACAUAGAUUUACUCAUGUAGAUGUGCAACCAGAGUGUCUCUUUACGAACUAAAACCCCUGUCAUGUGUUAUAACCUGCUGUUGAUAACAUCCUACCUUGGUGUGUUCAUAACCCACACCUUUAACAAACGAGUGUGAGUGUGUUAGGAAAAUAGAUCCUAGGACAGUGUUUAUUUUGGCUCAGAUUUAAGAACAUAAGAGUUGCUCCGCUGGUAACCAAACAGCUGUGGGUGUAGAGAGAGUCAUGUGAAACUGAGAAACACUGACUGUUUAUGAACUGAUUGCCUAAGGAAGUGAAAGUGGUGGUGAGAUAAAAGUCAUAAUCCUCAGUACAAAAUACUGUUCCUCUCAAGAGUCUGAAUUGUUAAAUUUCUUUAUCCACAUGGACUACUUUUAUACUUUAUACUGUAGGUGAUGAUUUCUGGUUUUUAUCCUUCUUCUCUCUGUGACCACAAAGGACCACAAAAAAAGGAUCCAACAAGAACACAAGAAACCUCCUUUUUAACUUAUGAGUGGGUCCUGUGGGCAACUUAGUUUCAUUUCACAAGUAUGACUGCUGUAACUUGUGAAAUGAAACUAAGACAUUAAAAAAAAAAAUACAGGACUUUGCCAGAUUUCCCACCAAAGAAACUUCUGACUUACAUACAGAGGAAAUGAAAUACAACAUGAAGAAUUAGGUUGCGCUCGUAUUGGAUAGAUACUAGUAUCUGCAUACACCAAAAGUUGAGGUAUCUGGGUGGAUUAGCACUAUAAACGAGGGGUCAUUGCUUCCCUCGUUCUGAGUCUGUGAAUUAUGCACACCUACGGCUGCUGGAGGAGGUGGCAUUUCGUAAAACACUGGGCCCAUUGAUACCUGUAAGUGCAAAAAACACCCAGUGCUGAGACCAAAUGCAACCAUUCAUACUGGUUUUUACCCAAAGGGGAUGGAUACUCUGAACAAGAUACUCCCUGUUCUAGAGCAGGAAUCAUCCAGGACUGGUUCGAGAAACAGGUAAAAUUAUCUCCAACAGCUGCUCACUGUGGUUAUGGGUGGAGGAAUGGUAGAAUUUUUAUAAGGCACAUAUCACAGACUGCCAGCUUCAUUUUUGGGAUGUGUGGUGGUGGUUUAAGUCUCUUUAUAUGUGUGUUAUCUGUAUUCAUGUUUAUUGAAAACUGUUCAGUCUUCUUAUAAACAAAUCAAUAUGUUUUAUAAGUGGAAAAGUUUCUCAUAUUAACACGAAUUUCACAUUCCUUUUCAGGCUACUCUGUUAUUGCCCUAGUGAUGUGCUUGUCCCGUCUGGUGUAGUGGGAGUCUGUAGCAGAACCCUCUCCUUGACCUACCACCACCACCACCACCUUCUUCUUCCUCAUCCACCUCCUCCUCCUCCCUCCUGCUGCCCCUGUGAUGCCUCCCUUGCACUGUGGCUACCUGUCACAGUACACCCACCAUCACCUGGUUGCCUUCCUUCUCACCUUCUUUAGGUAAUCCAAACCCCAGUCCCACCUUAAAGGUCUUCCCCAAACUUCCUUCUUAAUGAUCCAGUGGGAUUACUUUUGUGUAAUGUUGUUCUUUCCAAGACUUUCGUGGCUAUGUUAUUGAGUUUUCUAGGAAGCUGUGGCCUAUAUUUACUCAAGAAAGUUUAAACAAAGAAGAAAAAAUACAUUUCAAAAAUAUUUCUCUGCCGUUUUGAAACAGAAAUCCAUACAGUGCAAAAAUGCAUAAGGGACGAACUGUUGAAUUAGGUGAAAGGUCUCUUGAGCGAGGUUAAACAAGGUCGGACAUGCUGGUCCAGAUAACUUAGACAAUAGGUAGUGAUUUCCUUUAGGAAGCCUGCUUCAGAGAUUAAAAAGGUCUUAGACAGAAGGGGAAAAUAACCUGUAAUAGUUUAGAGUUUUUAGAAAUAGGUAAACCGCAGCAGAUUUUGCAGAACAUUGAUAUUUAUCAUAUUUAUUGCUACCUGGUAAAUCCCAUGGUGUAUUUGUGAUUUUGAUUCAGAACUGUUAAUCUUAAAUUACAGUAGAUUUAUUGUCACACGUCUGCAGCCCUCAGUAUGACCCUCUUAUCACAGCAAAGUAAAGUGCCAUCUGCAGCAGGUAGUUUGCACAUAGUCCAGACGCCUGCUCGGCAAAAAAAGGGGUUUGAGUUUGUGUGCUUCUUCUAAAUUCUUUCUGUUGAAUUUAACUGCUGCUUCAUGAAAGUUUACCCCUCUGUUUGUUUAAAGUGAGCUUUUGUAGUUUCAGACAACUAACAAGAACUUUUCAGGGAUUUUUAAUGUUUAAGGUGUUUUCACGCCUAUUUCAGUAAUUCCAGUUUAGGGAACAAAUGGCACUCACACAGACCUGAUGAGACAGAGCAGAACUAGAAUUAUUGUUGAAGUGUAAGUAGUAGCUAACUUACAUUAAAUAUCUGGUUCAUUCUGUUUGUUUGUGUGUGUCUCUCCAGCUAUGUGCUGCUGCAUGCAUCUAGAAAGACCUUCAGCAACGUGAAAGUGAGCAUCUCAGCCCAGUGGACACCAUCCCCUCAGAAUGGCUCUGCACCCCCUUACUCACCAGGCGAGGUACUGAGCAGAGCUGAUCCACAAAGAUGUGUUACAGUUUCAGGGUGAAACGGAGAGUUAUUGUAUAUAUGCUUUUCAUUAUAAUGGGAAUCAAUUGUUCUUUUUUCUCUACAUUUCUGCCUUGUUUACAUUUAAGAAGAAAAAUAAUUUCACAGACAGAGUAUCACAAAGUGGUCACUGCUUUAUCCAGAAAUAACAGAGAAGCAAAAGAAACAGGGAAACAUAGAACCAUUAAUAGGUAGAGUUGAUUGUACUGAUUGUUGUACAAGGCUGAUCAUAAAUACAAACAGAUAAUGUCUGCAGACACUGCUGGCAGCCCGCCUCACUCUGACCUUGAGUCAACUGAUAGACAGUUUAUGGUAUACAAACAGGCUGUGCAAUGUAAAUGAAGAGGUCCUGUGGCUUUACUGUAGAAUAGAAUAGAAUAGAAUAGAAUAUACCUUUAUUGAUCCCCCAUGGGGGAAAUUUUAUUGCCACAGCAGCAACACAGACAAAGUAAGUGCAAAAAUGUUGAUUAAUAAUAAUAUAUAAUAGUAAAAAUCAUAAUAUUAAGAACUUAAAUGUUACUAUUAAGAAAAAUUUUAGAAAAGGAAAAAGGGAGAAGAAAAUAAAACUAUAUACAAUAUACACAAUUUAAGUACCAAAUAUAGUUAAUUCAACAGCUAUAGUUAUAUGAUAACUAUAAAGUAUAAUAACUAACUGAUGUUUCUCAUCCUAUUGAAUUUGCCUUCAGGUAUCAAUAAAGUUCUUCUUAUCUCAAACGACAGCAGAUCAAAUCUGAAACAGUUACUGGUUUCAUAUAUAUUCUGUCAUAAUCUUGAGAAUAUUGCAGUUUAGUGUUGAUUGAAAACUAUAGCAUAACCUGAUUCACUUUUUUUAGUUUAUAAUUUAAUGAAAAUCUAUUUCAAACAUGUUACUCACUUAAGUAAUAUGCUUAAAAUUAUGGAAUUAUGCAUGAUUUGUUUACUCAUUUGUUGUCUUUAACCUGAUACAAAAUAAAAUAACAGCAUGAAGUCAGCAUGAUGUAUCUGCUUACCUCCAUUUUAAUACCCAGAAUCAGUCCUUGAAAAAUGAACACUAGUUGACCACUAGACUUUUCAUCACUUGAUCAGAAUAUCCCACCACGCUGCUUGUUUCACAUCUGCUUUCAAUUUAUUAGAAUAUUUACAACGCAUUGUUUUAACAUGUGUAAUCUCUUUAUUCUCAUUUAUGGAACAAACUGAGAACAUUUUUAUAGUUGUCUCGGCGCUUCAAGGUUUCUGUACAGUAAAUGUUUUUAUAAGUGAAGCUGUCGGAGCUGAGAAAGUGUUGAAAUUGUUCAUAAGCUCGGGUGCCAGUUUGUGGUUAAAAUGUCACUUCAUGAACAGAGGCUACAGUCCUUCUCACAGUGGUCACUGGUCCAACUCCAAGCCUCGAUCCCUUGCUGCAUGUCAUUGCUCUGCCCCCCUUAUUUCCUGUCCCUGUUCAGUUGUCCUCUCCAGUAAAAGCUAAAAAUGUCUAAAAAAGUACCUUCAAAAUUAUGCAUCUAAAUGAGGAUGUGCAGAAUUGUGGCACUCCUAAUCAGCAUGCAAUCAGGAUGUUGCUUUUCUUGUACACAUAGAUAGAAUUAUCUGUGUCGUCUCUGUGCUUUCCCAGACAUGGGAGGACAAUCAUCUGUUUGCAGAUGAAAAGCAGGCCACUUUGUUCCUGGGAGCUCUGGACUCCAUCUUCCUCUUUUCAUAUGCAGUGGUAAGUAGCAGAACAUGAUUUUUCUGUUUUUUGGUGAUGGGAAAAAUUCAUUUAGACUGGAAAGACAUGCGGAAUAAGAAUGGUGUCCUCUCGUAGUAGUUCAGUUUUGAGUAUUGAGAUGCUUCAUGUAACACUGUUAACCUGUAACUGUCCACACAGGGUCUGUAUCUGAGUGGUGUGAUAGGGGACAGAGUGAACCUGCGUUAUGUGCUCUGUUUUGGCCUGUGUGGAUCUGCGGCUGUGGUGAGUAUGAAGACCUUGCAUACUGCUGCAUGUGGAAUAUAAGUAAUAUGUUGGAUUUAAACUGUAACUGUGUUAACAGGAGUUCGUGUUCGGCACCCUGACUGAAUGGCUCAAAAUCUACAACAUCUACCUGUACUGUGUCCUGUGGGUGCUGAAUGGCCUGCUUCAGUCGGCUGUCUGGCCCUGCGUGGUGGCCGUCAUGGGCAACUGGUUCGGCAAAACAGGGUGAGGUGACAUUUCUCUGUCUACAAAGUGCACGCCUUUUACAGCUGAAUCAUGUGCUCACAUCCAAACUUCAGUAUCUACGCAGCCUUGAAAUGUGUAGCAGAAAAUAGCAGAAGUUUGUUCUCUGUCAAGUUUGGAGAGGGAAAUGAUGAGGUUUGCAAAAUGAUAUCCAUUCACUGCUGCUGCUGCUAAACAAAGACUCAGUUUUCUCAGAGGCAGGACAUAUAAAAAGAAUUUGCUGAUUGUAAAGAAAUAGUAUUUGCUGUUUUUAUUGAAUUCAAGUUACACAUUGUCUGCCAGUAGGAGAAACAUACUCAAAUCAUGUUUUAAAUCUUUCUUUCUGACAUCAUGACUGCUCUUUUUUUCUAGUCGUGGCUUUGUGUUUGGCCUGUGGAGCGCCUGUGCAUCUGUAGGCAACAUCCUGGGUGCCUUUCUGGCUUCAAGCGUGCUCAAGUAUGGAUAUGAGGUAUGAAACACUCAUUUAUGGGAUUUGCCCAAAGGACACAAAAUCUUCAUUUCAUGACUAUUGGCACCAAGCAUUUUAUGCCUUUACAUUAAACUUUGUACACUUAGCUCCCAAUUUAGCCGCAUAAGCAUAAGUUGGCCAUUGUCAUAUUAGCUCAAUAUAAUUUCAGUAACAAUUGAGAUGCAAAUCCAGCUGGUACUGGCACAAACAGCUAUGGUCUAAUUUGGUCGGAGAAACACAUAACUUGCCAGUUUUUUGAAGACUUUCGGAGAGAUACUGAAUCAACCAAGUGCGGAAGAAAGAAAAAUAGACUGGCAGUGAAGCUUACUGUCGAGCUUUCUUGGAUGGACGCAUCUUUGAUAGAGAUGAGCUCACCCUUUAUAAUGUUACAGUGUUAUUCAGCAAACACUUCUGUCUGUACAUUUGAGAGUAAGUAUAACAAAAUCAAAGAUCUAGACAGAAGGAAACAGCAUGAGUGAAUGCCACAAACUGCCCCAAGUCUAAUCAGGUGUAACUCUGUAAUGCAGUGUUAAUGGGCAAGCCUCUAACAUUGUCCUGGCACAACAGGAUGGCACAACUUAACUUCAGGCUGUGGCCAUGUCACAAAAUGAGCUGUUUGAUGAAGCUAGAAAACAUGCCCAGGGAUUACACCACUAUCUGUGUGUCCCCUGUGAUGAAAUUCUGCCAGGGUUUAGUCCAGACAUCCAACAUUAUAACAUUAUUGUAAAUACAGAUCUGCAUAAUAGGCCUCUCUUUUAAUGUUUUAAUCAUUUGAAUGCUAAAAGGAUGUCUCUCCCUGUGGCUGUGUGCAGUAUGCCUUCCUGGUGACCUCUGUGGUGCAGUUUGCUGGUGGGGUGGUGGUCUUCUUCGGCCUUCUCACGUCCCCUAAAGAAGUUGGUAAGGACUGGAACAACCAACAAAUUCUGUUAACUUCUUACUGACCUUAUUCCCACAAGGACUGUUUUUAGCUCGUGUCUCAUGCAACAGUUAAGUGUUUAAUUACCUUAAGUCUUGAUUUGAUUUAGGCUCCAUAGCUUCAAUGUGUGUGUGUGUGUGUGUGUGACAGGUUUAAGUCUGGAGUCAGAGACCGGACUCAGCCCGGUGGAGACGGACACAGACAGCCACAGGCCUCUGAUGAGCGACGAGGAGGAUGAGGUUGAGGUGUACGGCACACGGUAUGACUCAGUUCAGCAGCCUGAGGAACCCGUAGACGAGCCUCCUCGAGCUAUCGGAUUCUGUCAGGCUUUCUGUCUACCUGGAGUGCUACCUGUGAGUCUAAACCAAUGAUUCAUAAAGGGUUAUUCCAGAGAAUACAUGACAUAAACCAACACUGACCCCGCCCCUCUUUGUGCUGCAGUAUUCCCUGGCAUAUGCAUGUCUGAAGCUGGUCAACUACUCCUUCUUCUUCUGGCUUCCUUUCUACCUGAGCAACAACUACGGCUGGAAGGAGGCUGAGGCUGACCGCUUGUCUGUGUGGUAUGAUGUUGGAGGAAUCAUUGGUGAGUGGGAGGCAAAUUAGCACACCUUCAGUUCUCUGUAUCUUUAUCUCUUUAUUCUCCCGUGGAAAUGUGAGAUGGUACAAAAUCACACUCUCCUCGAGGAGGUCUGGACUGGAGUUAACACAAAGCAUGUCUUUGUACAUGAGAUAGAUAAACGGAAGAUAUUCCCUUGAAAUACACAACCGCUUAUAAUGUUAGUCAGGUUAAUAAAUGCAUUUUGGAUCCAAAACAUGCAUGAUGAUAUACAAUCAAAGAAGUAGAUAUACUGAUCACAACUGUCACUUGUUUAUCACAAUGCCUGUUGGCCUCAUUCUAGAGAAAGAAAUCUUCUCUCAUCAGAGUCUGAUUUUGAAGACUCUUUUUCAUUGUAUCUUUGAUAUUUUGUGUUUUCAUCACAGGUGGGACAGUCCAGGGUUUGGUCUCGGACUUCAUGGGUAAAAGAGCGCCAGUGUUGGCCAUAAGUCUGGCACUGGCAAUGGGAGCCCUGGUGGGAUACAGCCGUGAGUAAAGCUUUGUCAGAAAAAGUCGAUUUACAGAUCAACAUAUAAAUGCUUUAGCCAAGAAAAGUGAUAAUUGUGAAACUGUUGCAGGUGUAACUCAAGCCAAAGAACUAAAAAUUCAAAUUCUUAAAUUAAAAGAUUUGAUGUUUUUUGAUUUUUCCCCUCUGUGGUAAGAAAGGUUGAGUUUGGACUCUCAUCUAAGAUAUAAGAGCUUCACAUUUGUCUUUUUUAGUUUUAGUUCCCAUGAUUAUUUGAAAAUUGAUGCAGACAGUACAUACUGCUAUUACAAGGCAGGAAAAUCACUGCCCUGUCACGAGGGAUGGGAUGAUAUUUUCUCCCAGUUCGAUUCUUCCAAAAAAAUUUUCGGAUGCCGAUUCGAUUUAAAUUGCAAUUCUACGAUAUUGUCGAUUUUCGCAAUUUUUAGUCUGCAUUUUUAAUACCAGUGAAACAGUUGAAUGAUUGUCUACUGACUAUUCCAGGAACCAUGUUUCUCCAAAAAAUACACAUCACAUUUAAGGCCGUUUUUAAGAUUUACUCUUAAAUUUGAAAAGAAAAUUGAUUUUUGAACAAAAAAAUUAUUUAAAAAUUGGAAAACAAAAAAUUGCGAUACUUAUGAGAAUCAAUUUUUUUCUCCCGCCCCUACCUGUCACUUCUUGUCUGUGAUGUGUAACUCUAAGGAGCGUAAUAGUUGGGGUAGAGUUGUUUUGCCUCUGAUCCUCAUUGGAGGGCAUAACAGAGGCAGACAGUAGCAAUGCACGUUGUCAGAGCCGUCAGGGCAGAACAGCUCUGUGUGUGUUUUUGACUGUACGACAAUGUUGCACCAGUAUUACACCCUUUCAGGGCUCAGUGAGUAAGUAUCUGUCUUCACCUCCGUCAGGCUCACCCAACGACCAGGUGAUAAAUGCAGUGUUGUUGGCCGUCACUGGCUUCUUCAUCGGGGGUCCAUCCAACAUGAUCAGCUCAGCCAUCUCUGCUGAUCUGGGGAGGCAGGAAGCUCUGAGGGGGAGUCAGGAAGCGCUCGCUACUGUCACUGGUAUCGUGGAUGGAACUGGAAGUAUUGGAGCUGCUGGAGGACAGGUGAACACAAAUCAAAAAACAUUUACUGAAGUUAAUUCAUAAUAGAGAUUUUAAUCGAAACUAUUAAAAGCAUGUGUUUUUAUGUACUCACUAGCUUUUAUUUGCAUGUUUUUAACAUAUUUCUGAUCAAAAUUGCAAGAGUUCCACAGCGCUGAAUUGAGAGGCAGGAAGUGUAAAAGCUCAGAGCUGAAGAAUAUUUGAUGUUUCUAACUGAAAUGAAUUUCUCAAUGGUUAGCUAAUCAAUUUCAGUGACAGGUAAUAAUUAAUGAGUGGAUUUUAGGUCUGACUUUACACAUCAUUAUGCACCACUGUGGUCAUACCUAAGAGAUCAUCAUUUGACUGUCAUAUCUCUAUUUCCCUCUAGUACCUGGUGUCACUAAUAGAGAGUAAGCUGGGUUGGAUGCGUGUGUUCUACUUCUUCAUCGUCAUGGUAAGAAGUCCUCCUGAGAGCAGCUGGUUUUCAUGAAGCUGGCCUUUUGAGCCAAAUUAGACAUUAGAUUAGAUAAAUUUAGAUCAGAUACAACUUCAUUUACAUGUGGCGAUAGGAAAUAUAGUUCUGCUUGCUUGUUGACAUGCUUUUCCCCUCAGGGAUAAAAAAAAGUUCAUCUUCUUACCUUACAAAAGAAUCUUUUGAUAUCCUGUUAAUUAAAAUGCCAUUAUAUUUGUGCUCUUCUGCCUCAUCUGUUAUACAAGUAUCAGGAGCUGCUCAUGUGAUGAGCUGAGGGGGAUGCUUUUUACCCUGUUUAGUUCUAUUUUAAAACCUGCUGCUACAGAGCAUCAUGAGAGCCUGAAAGAUAUAAAUAAAAGUGGGAAUGUCAGUUUGAGUAAUAUAAAAGUUUUCCUCACAUGCUGUAGGUUGUGCCUUUUUUCCCUAUGUAUCUUUGUUGUAGAUAUAGCUGAACCAUUACCCAUCUUUGACUCUCAUUCUUGUGUAUUUAUCUUACAGACAGGGGGCAGCAUUGUCUUCAUCACUCCCUUGCUCAUCAAAGAGGUCCGGGCCAUGUGGAGAGACAGACAUGCUCUUCGUCGACAGCUGUGAAAGUGGCUCAGCAUCUUCCUGGUAUGAUGUAUCUGGUGUUAUCAGCCAGGCAGCUUAUAGGAGACUUUUUAGACGUGGAACGAUUUGGUGGAUGAUAUUUUUCUCCACGAUAAGAGUUGAGGGGGGCUGAAGUUGGAGAGGCACCUGUUAAAACUCCCACAAACAUCUGUGCGUGUGUGUGUGUGCGUGCGUGCGUGCGUGCGUGCGUGUGUGUGUGUGUGUGUGUGUUAGCAGGCUGAGAGUCUUUUCCGCUCACUAACCUCUUAACUGUACGUGCACACUCUCAGUGCCUGACUAAAUCAGGCUUUUAAAGGGAACCAGUCUGUGGAUUCAGGCCUUGUGAGGCCGUCACAGAAUGUACUACUGUAUAUAUUUUAAGAUUUGAAUGGAUGUAAUUUUUUAAGAUGCUGUUGAGUCAACUUGAAUCAAUCCUUGUCCCCUUAAAAGAGGAGUUCUCAACUUAAAGAUCAUGUUUCUCUGAGUUUAUUCAGGGGCUGGAAUUACCUUAAGAAUGUGAAUAAUUGUAAUGUAAGAUUUCAUCUUUUUGAGCCUUUUAGGCUUUUGUAGAUAUGUAUGAUACUUUAGGUGAGGUAAUAUUGCACUAUAGUAAUGUAGUUCUUGUGAUUAGGCAAGGUCUUGAGGAUGAUACUGAACCACUUCAAUCUUAGGCAAGGUUUGGGAGACUUAAAUCUGACAGCCACUUGAUUUCAAUCUGAUUUCAGGUUUACUAACUUUACUGUAGAGUAUUUUUAUGAUGGGUACUUUUUCUCUUGAUUCAGUACGUGUCUUUCCCCUUUUUGGACAUGUGCUCACCAUUCCUUUUUCACUUCCUGUUUGUGGGAACGUUUACACUUCAUAUUUAAGUGUCUUAACUGAUAAAUCUCUUUGUAAACCUUCACACACUGACCGACAAUCUCUUACUGUCAUCUCAGACCUUUAGUUUACUAUCUAAAAGACUCGUGUUGAAAGUGACUUUUCGGAAGAGAAGUUUUAACUGUUUGUUGCAGGUUUGCACAUUUGAUUGUUGGGGCAGCUGGACUAUGAAUUAUUAACAAAAAACUAUUUUUAACAAAACAUACAAGAGCAGAAACUCUGUAAUCACUAUUGAUCAGGGUCAGACAAUGAUUCUUAAACAGUUACCCUGCACCAGACAAGGUUUGGGUAGGUUUCCUAUUUUACUUAACUCUUUGUUUGUUGACCGGUUCAUAUUUUUGGGAAGACGUUUGAGUUUUAAAUCAGAAACAAGGUUAGCGGUUAUGAAAUUUCCAGCCUCAGUCACCAGUCUACAAAAGUGUGCUGUAGAUUCCGGACUCACCAGGUGAAGUGCUUUUGAGCACUUUUCACAUCAAACCCAGAGGAGAAGAGCUGAAACUGUUUGUGUCUUUAAAAAAAUGUUAUAGAAUGUAAACUGAAAUUUAUGUGAGUGUUUAAAACUAUCUGUGGUGAAUUUUGUUUAUCAUUUUUGUUCAUGUGUAAUAAUGUCUUAACUAAUGUAUAUUUCAUUUUAAAUAAACAAAAAAUACAUUUUGCACAA
Molecule: messenger RNA, 11441 nt
Organism: Xyrichtys novacula (pearly razorfish)
Lineage: Eukaryota; Metazoa; Chordata; Actinopteri; Labriformes; Labridae
Source: the annotation of a GenBank genome assembly